Messenger RNA from Drosophila serrata, 462 nucleotides. RefSeq lists its product as uncharacterized. The record is from RefSeq and is a predicted model, not a curated record. Lineage: Eukaryota; Metazoa; Arthropoda; Insecta; Diptera; Drosophilidae.
UAUUAUAUAUAAGGAAACCUCAGUCUGUUAUCAGUUCCAAAGGCAAAUCGCUAUAUGCUUGACAUGUCACUUACUUUCCGCCUCCGUACAAGGUCGGAUAGAUUCAUAAGUGGGCCAACCGAAUAGUCUCCCUCGUUAUUCAGAUUCGUAAUCUCAAACAGACUAGCCAUGCCCAAAUUGAUCGUCAUCGUAGUGCUAUGGAUUCUGGCACUUAGCGGGGCCAGCAGCAGGACUGUAUUUGAUCAGCUUUUCUCAGGAGUAGGAGCAGGAGCAGCAGGCUACUACUAUCCACCCACUCCAGCGCAGCAGCCAUCAUAUCCUGGCUGGUACGACGCGAACUACAGACAGCAGCAGCAGCGACCCCGGCCAAAGGAGCAGCAGCGCUCUUACAAAGAUAUUUGCCGUGUGGUUAAUACAAACGGAUUCACGAAUCCAGGGGCUGUGCCCCGGUGUCCUUACUAG